AUAAUCUAAACACACACACAGCCGCGCAGCAAACGCUCCUGCCCACUCAAACGCUCCUAAAGCUGUUUUUCUGCCGGAGAUCAGCGAGAGCCAACAGCUGCUGAGGAACAGAGGAGGAAGAAAAAGAACCUCUUGAACUUCUGACAGUCCAGUUCAGUCAGUCUUCAGGGAGAGAAGCUUCUCUUGGAGUCUUUUUCUUCUUUUUUUAAGAAAAAUUCCCUAUGUGACACAAGAUAAAAAAAAGAAGAGGAGGCAAUCAGAGUUCACGCCGAGUGAAUGGGUUGCCAUGGUGACUCACCCAGGGAUCCUGACCCGUGCAGAGUGAAUGGAGGGAGAGCCAAGUAAAAAGAUAAACUAGGCAAAGGGAGUCACCGGAGAAAAAGAGAGCGAGAGACGAGAGGAUAGCGGAGGAAGUGGAGCAGCGUCUGAGAAUGGAAGACGGCUUUUCCAGCUACAGCAGCUUGUAUGACACCUCGUCGCUGCUGCAGUUCUGCAAUGAUGACAGCGCAUCCGCCUCCAGCAGCAUGGAGAUCACCGACCGCAUCGCGUCCCUGGAGCAGAGGGUCCAAAUGCAGGAGGAUGAAAUCCAGCUGCUCAAAUCCGCUCUGGCCGAUGUGGUCCGCCGGCUUAACGUGUCUGAGGAGCAGCAGGCUAUGAGCUCACGUCGAGGGCCCACCAAAGAGGCUGCUUUGAUGAGAAAAUCUCCCUCGGUAGACAGCCAUGUUGGGAAGUCAGCCCGACCAAUGAUCGCCACCCUACCAAUAAGACCCUCAGUUAACAACGGGACUAUCCUACCAAAGAAAGCCGGCGGUACUUUGCCCUCGCCUUCUGGAUCCGGGUCAAGGAAGGACACCAGCGCAGCAUCAACCAGGAGUUUGUCUCCUUUGUCUCUGCCAACCAGAAUUCUUUCUCCGUUGCUCAGCACGGUGAGGAGAGCCAACUCCAACGAGCAUGUAGGGUCUCUCACGCGGAAAGAUUCUGGUGACUCCAAGGGCAACCGAACUCGCGCUGGGUCCACAGGCAGCAAUUCCAGCGGCAAAAGAAGUGACAGCAAGCAGCGGGACCCAGUCUUCAAUGCGGGGAUGCGACGUGUGACACACUGCAAAGAGGAAGGUUAUGUGAAAAUGUAUUUGAAGGGUCGUCCCAUCACCAUGUUCAUGCCCAAAGACCAAGUGGAUGGCUACUGUCUGGAGGCAAGAGCUGAACUUCCAGCCAACAAGCUCAAACUGGACUGGGUGUACGGUUACCGUGGUCGAGAUUGCCGCUCCAAUCUUUAUUUGCUGCCCACUGGGGAAACGGUGUACUUCAUUGCCUCAGUUGUUGUCCUGUUCAACGUAGAUGAGCAGCUACAGAGACAUUACACUGGACACACGGACGACAUUAAAUGCUUGGCGGUCCACCCUGAUAAAAUCACUAUAGCAACCGGGCAGGUUGCUGGCACCUCUUUAGAGGGUAAAUUGGCUCCACAUAUUCGCGUUUGGGACUCUGUGAGCCUGAACACCCUCCACGUUCUGGGAGCCGCCUACUUUGAGCGAGCUCUCGUCUGCUUGGCUUUCUCUAAGUCGAAUGGAGGAAACACACUAUGCGUUGUUGACGACUCUAAUGACCACGUGCUGUCUGUUUGGGACUGGCAGCGAGAAGACAGAUUGGCUGAGGUCAAGACGUCCAACGACACCGUUUUUGCUGCAGACUUUCACCCGACUGACAGCAACAUUUUGGUGACAUGUGGCAAGUCGCAUCUCCAUUUUUGGAGCUUGGAAAAAAGCAUUCUUGUCAAGAAGCAGGGACUUUUUGAGAAACAGGAAAAGCCCAAGUUUGUGUUAUGUGUGACCUUCGCGGAAAAUGGAGAUACAAUCACUGGGGACUCCAGUGGCAACAUCUUGGUGUGGGGAAAAGGCACUAAUCGCAUCAGCCACGUCAUCCACGGCGCUCACGAGGGCAGCAUCUUUACUCUGUGCAUGUUGAGGAACGGCACGCUGGUGUCUGGAGGAAAAGACUGCCGCCUCAUCUCUUGGGACAGUAGCUACCAGCAGAUACAAACAGUUGAGGUGCCGGAUGUGUUUGGCCCAAUCCGGACUGUAGCAGAGGGUAGAGGGGAGAGUGUUCUCAUCGGAACUACAAAGAAUUUUGUUUUGCAAGGAAGUUUGGAUGGAGAAUUUCUGCCCAUUACACAGGGUCACACUGAUGAGCUGUGGGGAUUGGCCGCGCAUCCCUGCAAACCCCACUUCCUCACCUGUGGCUAUGACAGGCAAGUCUGCCUAUGGGACUCCAGUUCACGUCAGCUUAUCUGGAGUAAAAACAUGGAAGACACCGCCCAAUCAGCAGACUUCCACCCAUCUGGUGCUGUUGUUGCCAUUGGAACCCAAAUUGGCAGGUGGCUGGUACUGGACACUGACACCAAGGAUUUAGUCACAGUGCACACAGAUGGGAAUGAGCAGCUUUCUGUGAUGAGCUUUGGCCCAGAUGGCAACUUCCUGGCCAUCGGCUCUCAUGACAGCUACAUCUACAUUUAUGCCGUGGCAGAAAAUGGCAGAAAGUACAGCAGAGUGGGGAAGUGCUCAGGUCACUCUAGUUUCAUCACCCACCUUGACUGGUCAGUGGACUCCCAAUAUCUGGUGUCUAACUCAGGAGACUAUGAAAUACUCUACUGGAUCCCCUCCGUGUGCAAACAGGUGGUCAGCAUGGAGACCAUACGAGAUAUUGAAUGGGCCACACACACCUGCACGCUAGGCUUUCAGGUUUUCGGCAUGUGGUCUGACGGUUCAGACGGCACCGACAUCAAUGCUGGCAGCAGGUCCAACGAUAAGAGUCUCCUCGCUACUGGAGAUGACUUUGGGAAGGUCCACCUCUUCUCCUUCCCCUGUUCUCAGUUCAGGGCUCCCAGCCAUGUAUACAGUGCCCACAGCAGCCACGUAACCAACGUUACCUUCCUACAUAACGACAGCUGUCUGGUGUCAACUGGGGGGAAAGACAUGAGUGUGAUGCAGUGGAGGAUAGUCUGAGCGACAAGACUCAGACCAUGGACUUCCCUCUGCCGCUGUGCACUCCAGAAAGAAGCAAAACCUAACUGCACUACGACGGAAUCAAGUGAAAUGCCUAAAAAGGUGGAUCUGGACUGCGGUGAAUUGAUAGUUUUCUUCACGAGUCUGCUUUCAGGUCCAUAAUGAGAUGAACUGGUGAGGUGUGACGUGUUGCUUAGUGUUUCUCCAGUUCUUCCACCCUUUCAUGCAACUACACUACAUUUUAUAAUAUUUCCAAAAUACUGUUAUCCUAUGUUUCCCAACCUUAAAUGAGUCAUGGCACUUAUUUUACAUUAGAAUUUUUUUUAAUGGCACGCCACUUCAAAAAUUGUAUGCACAAGAUAAUAUUUACUUUCUGCCAUAUGGGGCAAGAGAUAGGUCAUUGUUGGAUAAUGACUUUUUAACCGAUAUCCCAAUAUCGUCCAACUCCAAAAAUCCGACUGAUGCCCCACUGGAUGCUUUAAUAAUGAUAACACUCACAUAAAAAAAUCCUAAGUUUGUCCUUAAGUAAGUCCUUAGUUUGGAGACAUCUAAUGGUCAAUAAGCAGAACUGCUGUACUAAACUUUGACCAGCCCUUGUACAAAGGCAGAAGGCCUCUACAUUCAAUUUGAAAACAUUCAUAUUGGCUGAAAACCGAUGUCGAUAUUUUCUGAUAUCAUUUUAAAAUGCUUUUAUAAGCUCUAAUGACAAUGAUAUAUUAUUUGUAGUUAAUCAUAGGACCAAAACUGCUAUUAACUGUAAUAGACGUCCACUCCAUUUGGACUGGGAGGGCUGGCAGUUAAUUAAUGGAAAUGGAGAAAAAAAAGAACGUACCAAAGUUCAGAUUCGACACAAUUCUGCACUCUUGGCAGUUUUUUUCUUUCCUGACAUUACACUAAUUGAGCUCAAAGAAUAUUGAAAGGAAAACUGCACGGAAAGUUUAAAUAUACAGGUAGUCCCCGGGUUAUGAACAAGUUCCGUUCCUACGCUGGCAACUUAACCCAAAUUUCCGCGUAAGUCAGAUUUAACCCUUAAAGCACCCCUAAAUACCCCCCUAAAUCUCAAAAUAACUAUCCAAAAACAUAUAUUUAUACGUCAUUGUACCGUCCUUGCCAAGACAUUGAAACUAAGCCCUAGCUAGACAGCAAACUAAGCUCCGAAAUGAAGAUGACAGACAUCACUGUGGUUUGCCGACUUUAUUUAGCUGCAUAAAGACUUUAGGAAUGAAACUAAAAUAAUAACAAAAUCUGUUUCAUCUUCAAUAGCAGCAAUUCAAAUUUGCGUUUAAAAACAGCUGGUCAUACAGCAAUUACAGUCGACACAAACGGUUAGCAUGUAUGAGUUGGCGUCCGCACAUAUUGAAAAACAAUCACAUCAACUCGCCCAAAGUAUUCGACCACAAUUGAAAAUGCACAAUAAACAGUACAAAUUGUGCUAUAUACAGGUGCUUCACAAGCAACGAAUGUGCGGGCAGGCUCGCAGGCUGUCCCCUGUCUUUGUUGGAACACAUGCGCUCUUCCUUGCGUGUGCGCUCUUCUUCGUCUGCUCAAAUAAGCUGUUCUUCGUGUUUACAUGCGCUCUUACUCACGUGCCAUUAGUACUACCUGCUCUAUGCUUUCCGUGCCAAUGAAAGCAUGCAUCACAAAACAUAAGUCAACAUUAUAAAAAAUAGAAGUGAAAAAAAGUAAAGUUGAAAUCACGCAAGUCGGGUAUGUCAUAACCCGGGGACUGCCUAUAUAAACAGUGGGGCAAAUAAGUAUUUAGUCAACCACCAAUUGUGCAAGUUCUCCUACUUGAAAAGAUUGGAGAGGCCUGUAAUUGUCAACAUGGGUAAACCUCAACCAUGAGAGACAUAAUGUGGAGAAAAAAAAAACAGAAAAUCACAUUGUUUGAUUUUUUUAAAGAAUUUAUUUCCAAAUUAGAGUGGAAAAUAAGUAUUUGGUCACCUACAAACAAGCAAGAUUUCUGGCUGUCAACGCGGUCUAACUUCUUCUGAUGAGGUGCCACUCAUUACCUGUAUUAAUGGCAACUGUUUUUACUCAUUAUCGGUAUAAAAUACACCUGUCCACAACCACAGUCAGUCACACUCCAAACUCCACUAUGGCCAAGACCAAAGGAAAGGACACCAGAGACAAAAUUGUAGACCUGCACCAGGCUGGGAAGACUGAAUCUGCAAUAGGUAAAAUGCUUGGUGUAAAAAAAUCAACUGUGGGAGCAAUUAUUAGAAAAUGGGAGACAUACAAGACCACUGAUAAUCUCCCUCAAUCUGGGGCUCCAUGCAAGAUCUAUCAAAAUGAUAACAAGAACGGUGAGCAAACAUCCCAGAACAACACGGGGGCACCUAGUGAAUGACCUACAGAGAGCUGGGACCACAGUAACAAAGGCUACUAUCAGUAACACAAUGCCCCACCAGAGACUCAAAUCCUGCACUGCCAGACGUGUCCCCCUGCUGAAGCCAGUACACGUCCAGGCCCGUCUGCGGUUCGCUAGAGAGCAUGUGGAAGAUCCAAAAGAGGACUGGGAGAAUUUGUAAUGGUCAGAUGAAACCAAAAUAGAACUUUCUGGUAGAAACACAGGUUCUCGUGUUUGGAGGAGAAAGAAUACUGAAUUGCAUCCGAAGAACACCAUACCCAGUGUGAAGCAUGGGGGUGGAAACAUCAUGCUUUGGGGCUGUUUUUCUGCAAAGGGACCAGGACGACUGAUCUGUGUAAAGGAAAGAAUGAAUGGGGCCAUGUAUCGAGAGAUUUUGAGUAAAAAAAAUCCUUCCAUCAGCAAGGCCAUUGAAGAUGAGAAGUGGCUGGGUCUUUCAGCAUGACAAUGAUUCCAAACACACAGACAACAAAGGAGUGGCUUCGUAAGAAGCAUUUCAAGGUCCUGGAGUGGCCGAGCCAGUCUCCAGAUCUCAACCCCAUAGAAAAUCUGUGGAGGGAGUUGAAAGUCCGUGUUGCCCAACGACAGCCCCAAAACAUCACUGCUCUAGAGGAGAUCUGCAUGGAGGAAUGGGCCAAAAUACCAGCAACAGUGUGUGAAAAGCUUGUGAAGUUCCAGAAAAGGUUUGGCCUCCGUUUUUGCCAACAAAGGGUACAUAACAAAGUAUUGAGAUGAACUUUUGGUGUUGACCAAAUACUUAUUUUCCACCAUGAUUUGCAAAUAAAUUCUUUAAAAAUCAAACAAUGUGAUUUUCAGUUUUUUUUCCCCACAUUCUGUCUCUCAUGGUUGAGGGUUACCCAUGUUGACAAUUACAGGCCUCGCUAAUAUUUUCAAGUGGGAAACUUGCACAAUUAGUGGUUGACUAAAUACUUAUUUACCCCACUGUAAAUAAGUUCGUUUUUACUUGAACGGCAUGGACAACCGUUCUUGCGAGGCUGUAGGUUGCCCAACUGCUAAGCUAAACACAUCUUGCUAAAUUGCACUUGAUUUUGUAUGAAUUUGAAAACUGUAUUAACUCCUCAAGUACAAACACUAAGUUGCAAGAUUUUUUUGUACUUUAUAAUGUUAACGAAAGACACCUUUUAUGUUGAUUAAACCCCAAUGUUUUUGGUCCAUACCUGAACUAAAAAGGCUUUGCUAAUUUGAGGCGCAAAUGAGUGAAUGAGUGCAUUUUGGGGGGGGGGGGGGGGGGCAUUCUGGUUGGUUUUGGGUUCUUCAAUAAACAAUAUCUUUCCAUUACUGACUAUGACUAGUCUAGUUGAAGAGUGAGACCGUAUCACUGUAACUGCCUGAUUCUCCACAGUGCACACUCAGUCAGGGAAACAAACAUAUUUUAAUUCAACUCAAUUGUUUGUUUGUUUUUAAAUUCGAUAAUAGAUGAAAAAACACGCAAGAUGAAAUAUUGAGUCUUCAUUGAGCUUCUCAUGUUUUCCUUCCCAUCUGUGAAUCAUAUACUGUACCGGUACAUUUCACACUCAUAACAUUGCUUUGAUUUGAGAGGUCAAAACGUUGAUGAUGAGGCUGGAAUUUGUAUUCCCAUGAUGCACCUGAACCUGCAAUUACCACUGAACAAAUAAUAUUUGUCUGACAGAGAAAACCAAAUAAAACUCAUUGGAUGCUGUGUCCAAACGAAAUGUCUGUGACUCAUGUUUGUUUAAAAAAAAAAACACUAAAAGCAACGCUUUGUAACUUUUCAGUUGGUCGAUUUUAGAGACACCGGUGGACAAAAACGGUAGUGUUUUGCUUUAAGGAAGACUGCGUUUCCUUUGAAGACCAGUGCUGCAUUUCCCAUGAGGACCAGCACACACCCGCACAGUGUCGUAAAAUCAUCAGUCAAUCAAAAAAUCAAUCUCCCGGUCAUCCGUGGAUGGAUUAAACAACAAUUCUGUUUCCAGCAGCUUUGUGAAGGAUGAAUAAUAAUAAAGUAAUCAAUCCAGUUGUAACUAAACGAUAGUAUAUGACGGUUAGCAACUGUGUGGCUGAGCCCACCCGUGAUAGCCUCCUUUUUUACCCUUAUCAGACAAAAAACUUUUUGUCUCUUUUGUUGCUCUGCCAUCUUUGCAGAAUUUGCGCUAAAGCGUUCGCAUCGACUUCCGUCUUCAUAAUGAAUGAGGAAAAGGGGAAGUGUUUUUUUUUUUGUGUGGCAUGGUUCCUGCCACCCUCCUCAAAGUUAGUGCUUGUGAAAGCGAUACAGACCCCCACAAGAUAUAAAAGAGGUAUCAUUCAACUAGUUCAGUCGACAUCUCAAAUGUUAUGAAAAUAUUUUAUAAUGGCUGAAAAGUUACCGAGUGUUGCUUUAAAGGGAUAGAAAACAACUCGAUCAUGUGUA
This is a messenger RNA of Corythoichthys intestinalis (scribbled pipefish), 7759 nucleotides long. It is a transcript of the gene eml1, whose product is annotated as EMAP like 1. NCBI's taxonomy places the organism in Eukaryota, Metazoa, Chordata, Actinopteri, Syngnathiformes, Syngnathidae. Bases 432 to 3002 code for a protein of 856 amino acids. Gene Ontology annotation, molecular function: microtubule binding. The transcript is spliced from 25 exons. Gene Ontology annotation, cellular component: mitotic spindle. Gene Ontology annotation, biological process: microtubule cytoskeleton organization. The record is from RefSeq and is a predicted model, not a curated record.